This is a messenger RNA of Syzygium oleosum, 750 nucleotides long. RefSeq names its product probable CoA ligase CCL9. Bases 284 to 724 code for a protein of 146 amino acids. Gene Ontology annotation, biological process: fatty acid metabolic process. NCBI's taxonomy places the organism in Eukaryota, Viridiplantae, Streptophyta, Magnoliopsida, Myrtales, Myrtaceae. The transcript has 2 exons. Gene Ontology annotation, molecular function: medium-chain fatty acid-CoA ligase activity. The record is from RefSeq and is a predicted model, not a curated record.
UACUCCAUCCCUUUCACCCAUUAGAAAUCUCGGUCGCGACCGCCACCGAGCUCGCACUGCCAGCGAGUCUCCUUGAUUUUUAUCAGACUCUCAUCUCCAAUCCUAUCUACAUGCGCAACCCUCUCACACUCUCUGUCGUCGAACCCUCGUUUCCAUUCUUCUUCGUGCGAUCCGUUCUCAUUGAUCUUUGUGUUCAGUCUCGCCAAGCGAUUCUGGUGCGCCUCCUCAAUUGAACCGCGAUCUGUAUCGGCCGAUUCGGUCCAUCCGUUCUCUGUAAUUAGCGAUGGAGGAGGAACUUACGUUCACAGGCCUGUUGAAGAAGGCCGCGUCGGAUUUCCCCGACAGGAGAGCCAUCUCCGACCCCUGGGAGUUCGAGUUCGACCUGACGCGCGCGCGGCUGCAGGAGCUCGUCGAUCACGCCGCCGCACUCCUUGCCGCCUACGGCGUCGGCCCCGGCGAUGUCGUCGCGCUCGCUUUGCCCAACAUCGUCGAGUUUGUGAUCCUGUUUCUGGCGGUAAUCCGUUGCCGAGCCAUAGCGGCUCUGCUCGACGUGGCCUACAAGGCUACGGAGUUUUGGUACUACCUUUCCGACUUGCAACCGACGCUCCUAUUGACACCAAAUGAAGGAAACCGACUGGCUCAAUCCGCUGCUUCCAAGCUUAACAUCCUCCACCUAACCGUCAAGCUUCACUCCGCCGAUUCCAAAAUCACUCUCUUCGACUGACAUACGACCGAAUCUCAACUUGGUGU